Messenger RNA from Exophiala aquamarina CBS 119918, 1440 nucleotides. RefSeq lists its product as uncharacterized. Gene Ontology annotation, biological process: ubiquitin-dependent protein catabolic process. NCBI's taxonomy places the organism in Eukaryota, Fungi, Ascomycota, Eurotiomycetes, Chaetothyriales, Herpotrichiellaceae. The coding region runs from base 1 to 1440 and encodes 479 amino acids. Gene Ontology annotation, molecular function: polyubiquitin modification-dependent protein binding. Gene Ontology annotation, cellular component: cytosol. The transcript has a single exon. The record is from RefSeq and is a predicted model, not a curated record.
AUGACCGAGCCUACAGGCUCUGAAGAUGCCUCCGUCACUUUCCACAUUAAGUCCUCUGGUGGCCAGAAAUGGACUCUUACCCUUCCGCUCACAACCACCACCCAAGAUUUGAAGGUCAAACUCGCCACUGAAGAAUACGCCAAUGUUCCGACAACUGCACAGCGCUUGAUCUACAGCGGGAAGGUCUUGAAGGAUAACGAUACACUGGCUACACAUAAUGUUAAGGAGGGCAAUACUAUGCACUUGGUCAAGAGUGCUGCCAGCAAUCAGAGACAAAACCCGGCCACCCAGUCUUCCACAGCCAAUCCUUCCUCUGCUACACCUCAAGCUACAGGCGUCCCCCAGAACUUGGCUGCUGGUACAGGGAACGACCCCCUCGCAGGCCUAACUGGAGCCAGAUAUGCCGGCUUUGCCCAACUGCCAAGCGCAAGCAUGUUCAACACUCCCCAGACCCCCGAAGAUGUAGUGCGCCAGCUAGAGGACCCGAACUUUCAGCAAAUGAUGAGAGAGGCCAUGAACAACCCGCAGUUCAUCGAUAUGAUGAUCAACGCAAAUCCCGGACUGCGCCAAAUGGGACCUCAGGCGAGACAGGUUCUACAAUCCGACUAUUUUCGGCGGCUUAUGACCGAUCCCCAGGCUCUACGAUCCAUGAUGCAAAUGCAGCAGCAGAUGGGAAUGGGAGGGCUCGGCGGCAUGGGCGGAGGCAUGGGCGGACAAGAAGCUUUCCCAGCACCUGGUGUCACCAAUACCACAGAAUCAAGAGACGGUCAGACUCGCGCUACCCAGGACGAUCAGACGCAACAGCCAUCGUCUCAACAACAAGCUCAGCAAAACCCUUUUGCAGCCUUGGGUAACAUGAAUGCCAACCCAUUUGCGAGUUUGUUUGGCGCCCCACCACCUUUCCCCACCACCCAGCAAAAUCCUUCAUCACCAGGCACUCAGACCAACUCUUCGACUACUGAUCAACAGACCCAACAGCAGCAACAGCAGCAGCAGCAGAAUCCUUUUGCAGCCUUGUUCAACCCGGCACUAUUUGGCCAGCCACAGCAAGGUGGAAACCAGAAUACCUCGCCUUCUCCGUUUGGUAACCCUUGGAUGCAAAACAAUCCGUUUCUCCAGAACCCAGAAGCAGCGAAUCAGUUUCUACAAGCCCUCGGCGGUGGUGGAGGCCCCGGAGGCCCCGGAGGCCCCGCAGGUGGUGGCUUUGGCGCAGCACAAGGAAAUGACCCUGGAAACCUUGGCAAUCUAUUUAACAUGUUUGGUGGUGGUGAACGACCGACAUCGCCACCGGAUAACCGUCCACCAGAGGAGAGAUAUGAAGUUCAGUUGCGACAAUUGAACGACAUGGGCUUUUAUGAUUUUGAUCGCAAUGUUCAGGCCCUCCGGAGAACAGGAGGCAGUGUCAAUGGGGCAAUAGAGUACCUGCUAGGUAAUCCCUGA